Penicillium alfredii is the source of this 279-nucleotide messenger RNA. RefSeq lists its product as uncharacterized. The transcript has a single exon. Lineage: Eukaryota; Fungi; Ascomycota; Eurotiomycetes; Eurotiales; Aspergillaceae. The record is from RefSeq and is a predicted model, not a curated record. Bases 1 to 279 code for a protein of 92 amino acids.
AUGUUUGCGUCAAUAUUAACGUACCAAUCAAAGCCGCCGUAUACUUCAAUUUUUGACCCGGGACCUACCGGCGCCGGUCCGGGUCCGGCGUUUAGGGCUGUCGAUCCACGGCGCCGGCCAGGAACCGGCUUCUGGACGACUGUUCCCGCCGCCCGAUCCUUCUACUAUACUCUUCUAUAUGCCCCCUUUCAGUUAGCGGGUCAGAGUUUUCAUGUGAAAUUCGAGGUGUACACUGCGUGGCGGCCCAACAUCCAGUUUUCUUUGGUUCCAAUUGAAUGA